Molecule: messenger RNA, 1362 nt
Organism: Exophiala mesophila
Lineage: Eukaryota; Fungi; Ascomycota; Eurotiomycetes; Chaetothyriales; Herpotrichiellaceae
Exons: 1
Coding region: 97-1143 (348 amino acids)
Biological process (GO): transcription initiation at RNA polymerase II promoter; RNA polymerase II preinitiation complex assembly
Cellular component (GO): nucleus; transcription factor TFIID complex
Molecular function (GO): protein heterodimerization activity; transcription coactivator activity
Source: RefSeq, a predicted model, not a curated record
CUCCCAUACUCCGCGCCUUGAACUUCCAUUUCCCUACCACCUCACCUCACCUCACCACACACCCUCUUCCCUCUACUCACCAUCACCACCUCGACCAUGGCAACCUCACCCCCCGGACCAAUGCACAUGAAUCUUCCUAACCCGAAGAAACGCGCCUCGAUGAGUUCACAAGCCUCCACAUCCGGCCGAGGAGACAAACGGCCCAAAAUCCAUCCUCUACGCCAAACAUCAUUUCCGGCCACUCAAUCCGCCAUUUCAAGCGCACGAUCCGAAACCGGCAGUGUCACCAACAGUCUCGUGUCUGCAACCAGUACCAAAGUUCCUGGGCGAGGACGAGGACGACCACGCAAAUCCGCUCAGAUCGCCGACGCCGACGUCCGCUCCGCGACCGCUGCAACCGAUGCAGCCAGCCAGGUCGAUGGAGAUGGUCGAGCCAAAUCACGAGCCAAGUCGGUUGUGAGCGCAAAGUCCGGUGCGAACGAACAGGAAGAAGAUGAUGAAGGCGACAUUGAUGGCAUGUUGGAGAAUAUGGAUGAGCAGGAACGCCGACAGGCGGAAGAGGAAGAAACGAGACAGGAACAACGGCGGGAACGACUUGCUGAGACACUGGAUCCGGAUCAAUAUUCGAGAUAUAAUGCAUGGCGAGCCCUGUCGCUCAAUACCUCGACGGUGAAACGCCUGGUCAACUCGAUUGUGUCCCAGUCGGUGACGUCGGCGCCGUUACAAGCUAUCAAGAUCUACGGGAAAUGGUUUGUCGGUGAGAUUGUCGAGCGCGCUCGCAGUGUGCAGAGUGAAUGGGCCGUUGCAUACGAUGAGACACGGAGAUUAGAGAAGGAAGAACGACAACGCGAAUUGCAACGCCUUGAGGAGGUUCGCAAGGCAGGGAAUCUCACCGAGUUCGAGUUGCGUGCUAACGCCGCCGCGAUCGAUAAGUUGAAGAGACAGGUCGAGGAAUAUAUUCCUAAUCCUCACCGGGCGGGGCUUUUGCCGGAUCAUCUGCGUGAAGCUCUGCGUCGGUAUAAGGCCGAUGGCGAAGGUGGUGGUGUUGGUUUCCAAGGCAUGAGUCACGGUUUGUUGGGAGUGCAGGGAUCGGCAUCCUGGCGAGUCGGUGAUGGGGCUACGGGAAAGCGACUCUUUCGAUGAAGGAGGUUGAGUGGUCCGGUGUGUCCAUCUGCCCGUAUGGGUUGGUCGACAUUUUCCAGGGCAUAUUGACAGAGCUGCCAACUCAGUCGCAACAUGUCACACUACAGCAAAAUUCGCACCUUGGUCUGUGUCACAAGACUACCUAGAUUACGCAUCCAGAUGCGCAUACCUUUUCUUGCAUCAAACAGGUAUCAAGAAUAUCAUCACAAGAUGACGGAC